AUGGCGACAAAGUUUAACCACCAGGACAAGCUCACCUACCCGAAUGGGCGCGACAAAAGGCAGCCCAUUGUCCCCAUCAUCUCGCCCUCGCUAAUGGUGGCGGACCAGACAAAGCUACUUCUGGAGUCCCUGGACGUGCUGUCUGAGAAUGGUGGCAGCGCUGAUUGGAUUCACGUGGACAUUGUGGACGGUCACUUCGCAUCGAAUUUUAGCUUCUGCCCCGCAACGGUUUCGGAUUUGCGUAAGCACCUGCCCAACACUUUUCUUGACUGUCAUAUGAUUAUCUCGAAUCCCAUACGCUGGGUUGACACGUUUGUGAAGGCUGGAGCGUCGACGUUUGUUUUCCACUACGAGGCUACCGAGGACCCUGUUGCCGUAUGCCGCAAAGUACGCAAGGCAGGCAUGGUUGCUGGGGUUGCUCUUCGUCCUGAUACGCCCGCGGAAAGGCUCUUCCCCCUCAUCGAUGCAGACGAAGUAGAUAUGGUGCUUGUCAUGUGUGUGCAAAUCGGGUUCGCUGGGCAGACGUUCAAGCCGGAGACGGUGGAAAAGGUACGCCUGCUGCGCCAGCGCUACCCGCACCUUCUGAUCCAGGUGGACGGCUGCAUUACACUGGAAACUAUUGACCUCGUUGCUGCGGCCGGUGCAAACGCGAUUGUGCCUGGCCGUGCUGUGUUUAAGUCGAAUGACCGCAAGGGCAGCAUGGAGAAGCUCCGUAGCAGCAUUCAGAAGCACAUCUCACUGCGCACUUCGAGCCGUCUUUAG
Leishmania braziliensis MHOM/BR/75/M2904 is the source of this 762-nucleotide messenger RNA. RefSeq names its product putative ribulose-phosphate 3-epimerase. The coding region runs from base 1 to 762 and encodes 253 amino acids. Gene Ontology annotation, molecular function: D-ribulose-phosphate 3-epimerase activity; metal ion binding. The transcript has a single exon. The record is from RefSeq and is a predicted model, not a curated record. Lineage: Eukaryota; Euglenozoa; Kinetoplastea; Trypanosomatida; Trypanosomatidae. Gene Ontology annotation, cellular component: cytosol. Gene Ontology annotation, biological process: pentose-phosphate shunt, non-oxidative branch; carbohydrate metabolic process.